ACCAUUGGGUGGACGAAUGGGUGGGAGUGUACACGCGGGGAGGAGAAAGAGAUAAUAGAAAAUGGGGGAAGAUAGAGUAAGACCGUCGGCUUUUUUGGUGCAAGGAUUAUCUACUUUUGCAAUUGCGUACCUGACAAGUCUAACGGGUUUAAUCUACGGUUGGCCAUCUUAUACCUUGGAGAUGUUCCAAUCAAACGCAACUGUGUUGUCCGCGCCCAUGUCCACUAUGGAGGUGUCAUUACUAGGCAGUCUAACGAAUGUUGGAGGACUCAUGGCCACACCAUUUUGCGGGUACGCCGUCAAUAAAUUCGGGAGGAAAUAUGCUGCUAUUAUGUAUGGAUUACCUUUUGUUAUAUCUUGGGGUAUUAUAUCAGUGGCUAGAUGGCCGCCACUGAUCAUAUUUGCGGUGGCUCUAGGCGGUGUCGGCGCCGCGGGGCAGGCAGUCUCCUCAGUCUACAUCUCAGAGAUAGCUCAGGACUCUAUUAGGGGAGCUCUGACAUCAACCACGGUAUCCGGGUACUUCGUAGGUCUUCUCUUCUCCUACGCUAUAGGAGGUCAGCUCAGUUAUCACCAAGUGGCAUACGUUCAUCUCGCUAUGUCGAUCAUGUAUAUGGUGAUGUUGACAUUUUUGAAGGAAUCGCCAGUUUAUCUGAUCCAGAUUGGGAAAGAUAAGGAGGCCGCGGAGUCUUUGUCAUUCUAUAGACGUGUGCCCUCCACCGCUAAGGAGGUGGAAGUCGAGAUAACUAAGAUUAAACUGCAGAUGGAUCCAAGAAUAGACAAGAUACUGCAAGGUGAAAAUGAUCCAAAUGCAACAAAAGAACUUAUAGAGAAUCAGAAUGAAAUGCCCACAAGAAGUGAAUCACAAUGGAAAUUUUUAAUGAAAUCGGAGUCGUCCCAGCGAGCCAUGGUGUCAGUGCUGAUAGUGAUGUCAGUGACGAUAUUGAUGGGCUCCAUUGUGCUGCAAGUGUACGCNGAGCCGCUGUUCAAGGAAGCCGUACCAACGAUGCAACCCAAUCUGUGCUCUGUUCUUUUAGCUGUAACGUACCUUUUGGCAAGCGUGCUUUGCGCUUUCAUGGUGGAUAAGUUCGGUAGGAGGCCUCUAUUGACGAUCACGUCAGUUGGCUCGGCGCUGUGCAACUUGGUGCUGGGCAGCCAGUUACACGUGCGCUGGGGGCCGCACUGGCUCACCGCGGCCACCAUAUACGCCUACAGCUUCAUUUAUAACUUCGGCGCAGCAAUCGUACCGUUUGUGUUGACUGCUGAGGUCUUCUUGCCAGAGGUACGUGGUCUCGGUAACAGCAUGUCAAUGGCCUGCAUGUGGAUCAUGAACUUUGUUACUCUGAUCAUCUUCAACCCAUUAGUCGACUGGCUCGGUCUCGGGCCAGUGUUCUACGUUUUCUCUUGUAUUUGUCUCCUCGGUGCUACGUACAGCCACUUCUGGUUACCUGAGACUAAAGGGCUACCGGCUGAUGCUAUACAAAAAUUAUUCCUAAAAAAAGAACGUAGAGAUAAGAAAAGGGUUAAAUAAAUUUUAAGGUUUUUUUGU
Messenger RNA from Papilio polytes (common Mormon), 1546 nucleotides. Its product is annotated as facilitated trehalose transporter Tret1-like. Lineage: Eukaryota; Metazoa; Arthropoda; Insecta; Lepidoptera; Papilionidae. The coding region runs from base 62 to 1528 and encodes 488 amino acids. Gene Ontology annotation, molecular function: transmembrane transporter activity. Gene Ontology annotation, biological process: transmembrane transport. The transcript is spliced from 8 exons. Gene Ontology annotation, cellular component: membrane. The record is from RefSeq and is a predicted model, not a curated record.